AUGGCAAGUGCAGCAGCUGUUGGGAUGAUGGGAGGAAAUGGGUGUGCUGGGUCUUCAACUUCUUGGUUUCAAAUCAAGAAUAGGAGAAAGAAGAAUAAUGAUAAGAUGGGGAGAGAUAGAGUCAGGUUUGUUUGUGCUGCUUCUUAUUCUUCUUCCGUCAUGGAUCCUUAUAAGACUCUUAGGAUCCAACCUGGUGCUUCUGAAUCGGAGGUCAAGAAAGCUUUUAGACAGCUUGCUUUGCAGUAUCAUCCAGAUGUAUGCAGAGGAAACAAUUGUGGUGUACAGUUCAGUCUGAUCAAUGAAGCCUAUGAUAUUGUGAUGAGUAAUUUGAGGGAAGAACCAGAUGAAUCAUCUCAUAUGUACAUGUCUUAUGAGCCAUCGGAUCAAGGAAUUGAUGAGCCUAUGAGAGGAAUGGAUGACCCAGAUUGGGAUAUGUGGGAAGAAUGGAUGGGAUGGGAAGGAGCUGGAAUUCGUGACUACUCAUCUCAUGUUAAUCCUUACAUUUAA
Dovyalis caffra is the source of this 507-nucleotide messenger RNA. Lineage: Eukaryota; Viridiplantae; Streptophyta; Magnoliopsida; Malpighiales; Salicaceae. The record is from the annotation of a GenBank genome assembly.